AUGGUGACCAUGGAAGAGGUACCACACCGGUCACCCGUGCCCCUUCAAUGGGAGCUGGCUCGACAGACAGAAAUUUUCCUCGAAGAUAGCCUAUGGCCCCAAGCAUAUAGCCUUCUCUACAAUGUCCUUGCAUCGGGCACUAUCUCAUCAACAAAGGCAGUGAUUCCACUGCCCCAGCAUCUGGCCGUCGCAGCUACCAUGCUCGUGCACCCAAAAACAACGACGCGUGCCGAGUCCGAGUAUGAAAAGGAAGCACCCAACGCAGCUUUGCGAUUUCUUCGAUUAACGAAUUCCCUUGUUGGUCCCAUGGAUGCAAAGUUCAAUCUUGCUUUCGGCUUCACCCACUUUGAAUCUUCGCGACAGGGUAGGCGACGUGGGGAAAGCCCCAUGGUCGUUGAUAAUGAUAAUCCUGAUACCAGGCCUCUGAAUACAAAAUUCAACCAAGCUUCUUCGGUAUGGAGCAGUGCAGAAGACUUUUGGCACGCCGUAGGCUGGGCAUUUAAUUGUUCAGUACUUCACCCGGCACGUUGGGAGCGCUGGCAGAUAUGGCUCCGGUUUAUGUGCAACGUACUCGAAGACGACUGGAAAGAGCGUGAAAAAAAGUACCAAGAGGCAAAACAAAACCAAAGAGAUACCUCGGUUUGGUCGGAGAGAUCUGAGCUCUCGGGGAGAUCGGAGGGGGAGGGCUCGCAGGGCGCUGAAUCGGCCAAGAAAGGAAACCGCAGAAGCAGAAGACGUAAGGCGAAGGUAGUGGAUGUGCAUGAUGACCUUGAAAUCUUUCGAGAAAGCCUUAUCUUCCGUUAUAUCGCAUCGAACACCACAGCUGGACGAGACCGCAGAAUUAUGCGGGCAAUCUUUGCCAAUGGCAAAUCAAAUCUCGGCGAGUUCAAAGAGGUAUUCCCCGAUGAGCUGAAAAUUAUUGUUCCCGAACAAGACUCGCAUAAUGCCAAGAAGAGAACAGGCGGCAUCAACAUCGACAAGGAUGACUAUGGCGACUACCUGAACAAUUCAGACGAGGAUAUAGAAGCUGACCAAAGCUCAGCCUCGGCAUCACCUCCAAACAAGGGAUCAAAUGCUAGCAAUCCACGACGCAGCAAGCGCACCCGACGAGGGACGCGAAAUGCAAUGGACGAAGCCACAGAUCCCGUCAAGAUGCCGAAAGCAAACCAAAAGCCCUCCCACGAAAGCAAUCUAUCCCCGCUAGGCGGCUACAUCUCCCUUGCUCUCCGCCAACAACUCCUCAGCAUCCUCUCCAGCGUCUCAGAGAAACUACCACGGGAUUUCAUGCCCUUAGACGACCUCUACGACAUGUUCGUAGAGAACAUCCGCGACCUCCCCCUCCCGAUCUUCCAACACUUCAUCAGCCCCUCCAACCUCCCGCACCUCCUACCCGAAGCAGACUCCACUCUCUGCGAACUCCUCCUCUUCGUCCUCCGCGAGAGCUCCGCCCCAAGCUCCGAUGAUAACUACCUUACCCAGGCCAAGCUGGAGAAAUGCUUCCUCCCCUACGCGGCGGCUACCCCGAACGUCGGGAACAAUGCCAAGGUCUCCCUUCUGCUCGAGGCGUUGAUGGUACUCCUGCAUAAGAGCAAGAUGCUCUCUGUAACCCCGUCACUGGCAGAAGCUGUCCGGUCUGGGAUUGCCCGUCGUGAGAAGGCUAGUCGUGACCGGGGCUCGGUUGAGUGGGCCUACUUGCGGGAGAGUGGGUUUAGAAUGAAGUUUAUGGUCGAGCAUAUCUUGCCAUGA
Messenger RNA from Penicillium crustosum, 1746 nucleotides. RefSeq lists its product as uncharacterized. The transcript has 2 exons. NCBI's taxonomy places the organism in Eukaryota, Fungi, Ascomycota, Eurotiomycetes, Eurotiales, Aspergillaceae. Bases 1 to 1746 code for a protein of 581 amino acids. The record is from RefSeq and is a predicted model, not a curated record.